Messenger RNA from Hibiscus syriacus, 1362 nucleotides. Its product is annotated as zinc finger protein WIP3-like. Lineage: Eukaryota; Viridiplantae; Streptophyta; Magnoliopsida; Malvales; Malvaceae. Bases 161 to 1069 code for a protein of 302 amino acids. Gene Ontology annotation, biological process: regulation of gene expression; anatomical structure development. The transcript has 2 exons. The record is from RefSeq and is a predicted model, not a curated record. Gene Ontology annotation, molecular function: DNA-binding transcription factor activity. Gene Ontology annotation, cellular component: nucleus.
AAAUCAAACAAAUGACAAUGGUGGGAAAGGAGGAAAAAAAGUGUACUUGGUCCUAAAGGACAAACCAAACCAACUUUCAUAAACCAGCUGCUAUAUUUGCAAGGCUCGAGGCUUUUUCAUACACAUAAAAACAACUCAAAAUUCUUCAAUCUUUUUCCUGAUGAUGAAGAUGGGGUUUAGGAGCUAUCAAGUUGAGGAACUCCAAGCUCCUACUUUCAUUGAAUGGCUCAAGCCAUCUUCCUCUCCUACUCCUCCUUCACUGCUAUCGCUAUCGUCAUCAUCAUCGUUAUCGGAGCAGCAGCAACAAGGGCGGGAAACUAUUCAAUGCCUACCCCUUUUAAGCAGGCUGACGGAGAACAAAUCAUCGAAACAGAAUAUUGUUAAAGAAGAAAAGAUGGAGAAAGUUGCAGUUUCUUUGCACAUUGGGUUGCCUAACAGUUGUGCAACAGAUCCAGUUUUUGAAAAUAAGGUUUUUAAGGAAGAAGAAGAAGAAGAACCCUCCAAGAAAAGAUGCUUCCAUGGUUGUUCUUUCAACACAGAGAGUAGGUUUUGGAUCCCAACACCAGCACAGAUCCUCGUCGGCCCCAUGCAGUUUGCUUGUUCCAUAUGCAGCAAGACUUUCAAUAGGUACAAUAACAUGCAGAUGCAUAUGUGGGGGCAUGGAUCAGAGUACAGGAAAGGGCCAGAUUCACUCAAAGGAACACAACCAGCUGGAAUGCUGAGGCUGCCAUGCUAUUGCUGCGCUCAAGGCUGCAAGAACAACAUCAACCACCCACAAGCCAAGCCGUUGAAAGACUUCCGGACACUCCAAACUCACUACAAGAGAAAACAUGGCGCAAAGCCGUUCAUGUGUCGGAAAUGCGGGAAGCCGUUCGCUGUCAAGGGGGAUUGGAGAACACACGAGAAGAACUGUGGGAAGCUGUGGUAUUGCACCUGUGGAUCAGAUUUUAAACACAAAAGAUCACUUAAAGAUCACAUCAGGUCAUUCGGCAAGGGCCAUUCUCCUCAUCCUUCGCUCGAAGGCUUUGAAGAGCUCGACAAGGAAUGCACCACCGGCUCCGACGACUAGGCCAUUUGAUUUCCAAGUACCCUUUAACUUGUACCAUGUUUCUAAAUUAGGUUAUGGCUUUAAAAGUUUCCCAGGCUUAAUCCUAAUAAGCUUUGUGGUUGAGGGCUGAGCCUCGGAAACUUUUUAGACGCUUCGCUAAGUGGGAAUAAGAAGGAAAAGAAAAGGGUUACCUCAAGUGGUGAAGUAGAUGAAUUUUCUUCUCUUCAAUGGUGGAGAUUUGAAGCAAAUUUGGAUUAUUUUCUAAGGGAGAAAAAUUAUCAGCUUCAUUCCUAACUGGUAAUCUUUUAAUAGGA